Messenger RNA from Parus major (Great Tit), 1177 nucleotides. RefSeq names its product crystallin beta B3 (gene CRYBB3). Bases 299 to 1075 code for a protein of 258 amino acids. The transcript has 7 exons. Gene Ontology annotation, molecular function: structural constituent of eye lens. Lineage: Eukaryota; Metazoa; Chordata; Aves; Passeriformes; Paridae. Gene Ontology annotation, biological process: lens development in camera-type eye; visual perception. The record is from RefSeq and is a predicted model, not a curated record.
GUGGGCCUGAGGUGUCUGCACCUCCACCAAGGACCCUGGUGCAAGAGCAGCUGCAGCCAAGUGAGGGAGGUGUUGGAUCCAUCCCUUCAGCCCAGAGCUGAGAAGGAGAAACAGGCUAAACCCUCCCGUGAACUGCUGAUGGCAGAGUUUUCCAGAGAACCUGGCAAGAAGCAGCAUGAACGUGCUGAUGCGAAUUUCGACGUUAAUCUUCUGUAAAUCGAGCGGCCCGUGUCCGAGGGACGGCCGCGAGAAAUCCGAGUGACGUUUCCAUAGCUCGCUGCGCGCCCGCGCUAUUGAGAUGAAAUCUCAUGGAUGGAAUUCCGUGGACGCAGCUGCUGUAUCAGCGCUCGGGGAAUUCUGCUGUUCUGUUCAGAAGCGAGCCAUAAAUAGCGGGGCCGCCCGCGCCGCCCAGCACAGCGGAACCACACGGAGAGGCACAAUGACCGAGCAGCAAAGUCCCCCCGAGCAGAUGGCGACUGGGGAGGGUGCUGGCGAGCGAGGUGGCAACUACAAGAUCACGAUCUACGAGCUGGAGAAUUUCCAGGGGAAAAGGUGUGAGCUGACAGAGGAGCUCCCCAACAUCACCGAGAAGGAGAUGGAGAAGGUGGGCUCCAUCCAGGUGGAGUCUGGCCCGUGGCUGGGCUUCGAGCGCCAGGCCUAUGCUGGGGAGCAGUUCGUGCUGGAGAAGGGCGACUACCCCCGCUGGGACUCCUGGUCCAACAGCCACAGCAGCGACAGCCUGAUGUCCAUCCGGCCCCUCCAGAUUGACAGCGCCGACCACAAGAUCCACCUGUUUGAGAACGCGGGGUACACCGGGAGGAAGAUGGAGAUCGUGGAUGACGACGUCCCCAGCCUCUGGGCCCACGGCUUCCAGGACCGCGUGGCCAGCGUCAAGGCCCUGAAUGGAACGUGGGUGGGCUACGAGUACCCCGGCUACCGGGGCCGCCAGCACGUCUUCGAGAAGGGCGAGUACCGGCACUGGAACGAGUGGGACGCCAACCAGCCCCUGAUCCAGUCCGUGCGCCGUGUGAGGGACCAGCAGUGGCACCAGCGGGGCUGCUUCGAGAACAGCUGAGGGACCCCCAGCCCCCGCCGGGGCCGCUCGCGGGGUCCCCCGGCUGAUGCCGUGACCGUGGUGUUUUUUGUGCAAAAACCUCAAUAAAGCUCUGAGAUGGAG